GGAGGAAAGAGUGGGGCUGGGGGUGUGGGGGGUCGCUUUUGUUCUGUAGAAAAAGGGGGCUUGUUCUCAGUCUGCCAUUUUUACCGGGGGUGUGUGAGCACUGAGCGAGAGGCUUGACACGGGAGCUUUGCGGGAUGAGAGCAGAGAGAGGAGAGUCCUGUCUGUAGUCCAGCCAUAGCCGAGCGGAGCUGCAGCAUCGAGCCAGUGCAACAACACCGAGUAAGCUCACUCUGCAAACACACCUGAAGGCCGUAGAGGACCCACGAGGAUUUAUAAAGCAGGAGGAAUAUAGUGACGGGCUGUACGUAGAAACAAGAAAGAAACUUCAUCGCAGAGCUUUUCUUCUCCAAGUGCACUUUGGGUAGCUCUGUGACAGACGCGGGCAGCUAUACCUUAGUGACACAUUAUGAGCACUAACUGCCGUUUCAACUGAGCAAGAUUUUGUCGGCGAAGGUCACAGAUGUAAUGAAGAAUGUGUCCCUUGUGCUUUUUUAAACCUGUCUGUCAGCGCAUCUGACCGUUUUCUGGAUCCCUUUGAAAUCUUUGGACUUGGUUGCUUAUUUUGUAGAUUGUGUGCUCUUAUUAACGGAUCCUAGUAAAAAUUGACUUCAUCCAACAUGCGACCCAUCCCAUCCAGGUUCAGCUGUGUGUUCCUGCACUUAUUUGCAUUGUUCUACUACGCGCAGGUAACCAAUCAGUCCCCGCCUAAUUUCACGCAGCAUGUAAGCGAACAGAGCAAAGUGACGGACCGCACGAGCCGCAGGUUGAUCCGGAUCUACCAGCUUUACAGCCGGACCAGCGGCAAACAUGUACAGGUCCUGCCCAACAAGAAGAUCAACGCCAUGGCCGAGGAUGGAGAUGCGCACGCUAAACUCAUUGUGGAAACAGAUACUUUUGGAAGUCGAGUGCGCAUCAGGGGAGCUGAGACUGACCUAUACAUCUGCAUGAACAAGAGAGGGAAGCUCAUUGGCAAGAAAAACGGACAAGGCCGUGACUGUAUCUUCACCGAAAUCGUUCUGGAGAACAACUACACGGCGCUGAAGAACGUCCGUUAUGAGGGCUGGUACAUGGCUUUCACUCGGCGGGGGCGUCCACGGAAGGGCUCACGGACACGCCAGCACCAACGUGAAGUCCACUUCAUGAAGAGGCUGCCAAAGGGGCACCAGCCCACCCAUCCGAGCCACCACCGGCCUUUUGACUUCAUCCACUACCCUUUCAGUCAAAGGACUAAGCGUACGUGAUACCCGUCAGAGAAUAAAACGGAAAAGUCAGAGAAAAAGGAGAACCUGACUGGAUUUCUCUUCUCUCCCCAAAAACCUCUGGAGACAGUUUUAUACUGAUAAAUAUGAUACCUUGAUGAGUAGUUUAUUUUUUGUAAAGUAAAAAAAGCCACACAAAGACAAAAAACAUAUAUUUUUGUACUCCGGAUUUUUAGUACUGACUUGUGUAAAAAAGUAAAGGAAAAGAAAAGUUUGUUUUUAAUCCUCAUGACUCAGUGUUUGACUUUUUGAGGAUAUCGUUUUAGUAGAGUGCCCUGUGUUGAUUAUUGUUCGUUGUUUUUAUCAGUGGAGUCACUUCUUGGACUCUUGCCUGCUGCUCAAGGAGACUUGAAGGACCCUGAUUGACCUCACUGCCAGGGAACGCUAUAUUCAGACACACAAACUGUCUCGUAGUGUACAGGAGGCAACAAGGACUAUAAUCAGAAUUAUUUGUUGGUAACACUGCAGUCCACACUUUUUGCUGGGCGCUGCGUCCUGACUGGGAUUGCUCAUUAUCUCGCUCACACAGUUCAACCAAACAGACAUUCACUAGCAUUGAAUGGAACAACAUGGCAGCUAUACUUGAUAUUCACAGGCUUGUGUUCUGACUGUUUUGUCUCGAUGUGUACAAAAUGCAUUGAAGUGUAAGUGUAAUCCACGGACACAUCCCCUAACCCUUUGUCUUCUCGUUGCUCGCUGAAUGUCUGUUUUUAUACAUAUAUAAAUAUAUUUUUAUUUGAGGAUGUGUAAAAUAAUUUUACGGAUGAUUUAUUUAUUUAAAACGUGUAAUAAAUGCACAUUAGA
Messenger RNA from Maylandia zebra (zebra mbuna), 2063 nucleotides. RefSeq names its product fibroblast growth factor 8a (gene fgf8a). Lineage: Eukaryota; Metazoa; Chordata; Actinopteri; Cichliformes; Cichlidae. The record is from RefSeq and is a predicted model, not a curated record. Gene Ontology annotation, molecular function: growth factor activity.